Messenger RNA from Diaporthe batatas, 1744 nucleotides. RefSeq lists its product as uncharacterized. Lineage: Eukaryota; Fungi; Ascomycota; Sordariomycetes; Diaporthales; Diaporthaceae. The record is from RefSeq and is a predicted model, not a curated record. The coding region runs from base 617 to 1612 and encodes 331 amino acids. The transcript is spliced from 2 exons.
CUAUGUCGUACCCAGUGCUAAUCGUCGCGAAGUUGAGCGGUCUUUUUCUCUCGGUCGGGCUCUUCGAGUGGGCUGCGGGAGAUGGGCUAGUCCAAAGCUAAAGCCGUACAAGGUCAUAAUUUUCAUGCUUGUCUUCCUGCACACGCACCUCAUUCCACUGAAGCUUGAGACGUCCUUGGCCGUGGAGAGCGCGGUGUUGUGACACGGAAAAACGUGAGCGUGGAACCAUGGACAGCCUGCCCAGAGAUCUUGCACCACAUCACCACAAACUCGCAGAAGGAUGGCCAUGCGAAAUGAUCAUCAAACCAAGGCAGGCAGUCCAGGCCCUCCAAACCGUUAAUCGGAAAAUCCUACAUUGGAUCCUAGCGGCUUAUAUGCAUGAUUGGACGCAGGAUCAGGGGCAGGAGAUGAGCUGAGCUCUUGGCCCCCACCAAGAGUGAGCAGGCCCCUUCCGGGCGUACUGCAAGCCUGCCUGGCUCAGAGGCCAGGAUAUGAAGGAAAAUGAUCUCGAUAGGACAGAAGGUACCUCGUGGUCACCUUCUGUCUCAUAAUAUCUUCUUCGCUUUGUUCACUUGAGCAAUUCAAGCGGUUGAUUUCGAGGGAGUUGCCAGUCACAAUGGCCUCACACUUGCCAUAUCUUAUGGCGUCCGCUCUUUUCCUGGCUUCACUGAUCGCGUCUGUGUCUGCCGCAACCCCCUCGAACGGCGUCGAAUUUCUGUUCCCAACUCAAGGCGCGACCCUCCACUAUAACGAUUAUGUGCAGGUGCAGUACACCUCAGAAUUCGAGGCGCCAUACCUCUAUACGUUUUGCAGAGCGGCAAGUGGCAGUGUCUCGCAAAAACAAACCCAAGGCGUGGGUGGCUUCAACAGCACUGCCCUCAUUAAAUUAUCGUGGUCCGGCUCUGACACGCCGUGCUGGUUCAACUUGAAGCCCAGCGCAGGCGCGGCCGUGGGCAAGGGCGCCAACUCUGACAAUUGGUCUUUCGACAUAUCUGAGCGCGCGGCAACCACCGUCGCUCUCAGCACGUCGGCGAGUCCCACCGCGACCCCAUCGAUAACGUCUCUGUCAAGCAUGACAACAAGGACGAACCCGGAGACAUCGACAGAGGCUUCCUCCGACGUAUCAACGGCAACAUCACCGGACGCAACCACGACAGCAGCCUCUGCAGAGUCAACGUCAAGGCCGUCUGACGAGACGGCGGAAAUAGUGUUGGAUGGCGUGGCUGCCUCAACGACUGCGGCGACGGCAGAGACAUCUUCAGCGUCAAGCGCUGGACUGUCGAUGGGGGCACAAAUUGGCACAGGGAUUGGAGUGGCCAUCGCCGGUAUACUUAUCGGAGUUGGCGCGAGCAUUUGGUACAUGCGCCGAAGACAGCAGAAGGCGAGGCAAGGCGCCUUUGCCAGAAUCGAGGCCCCUCCUUACGGUGCAGGUGACUGGAAGCCUCCUGCUUUGUAUUCGGGAGAGGUGCCACGCCAGACGCCGCAUCAGAUGCCACAGCAGACACACAUGCCAGUUAGAAUGGCUGAGCUGCGGAGCCCUCCUCCACCGGCGAGCGAGCUGCAUGCCACUGGGCCAGUAUAUUAUGAGCUGCCGUCGCAUACGACCCGGUGAGCCGGCGCAACGGCUGAUGCUUCUAAAUGCGGGCGACGCAGGGCCUGGGGCCUGGGACCACGGAGGCAGUAGAAGUUGACAUGUAUAAUAACAUUGAAGAAUUGCAAUCGAUCGGUGUGUAUUGGAGGCGUC